AUGGAAUCCAGAUCAGUACAAUCUCAGGAUGUUUCUCCGAGUCGAUGCAGGAAGAACGAAGGGCAGGUGGAGAAUCUGAGAAUACAGCUGCGGCAACUUGCAGAAGAGUUUGCCAGAUUUGAAGCCUGGGGCUCGAAAGAGGACGAAAGCCCUAUUUCCUUACAGGAGGAGGAGGAGGAGGAGGAGGACGACGACGACGAGGAAGACAGAGACAAUCCCUUCCGGACUCCCAGCACAGAGAGAGAAUCGUCCAGAGAGGAGGAAUCCAACGACCAGGAACAGGACCAGGUUCAAUUCGAAGAGGAUUUCUCAAACAAAAUCCCAGUCUACGACGAAUAUCCAUUUGACCUCCUUCAGGUAUCUCUACAGUCCCUGCCGCGGCCAUGCUGCGACCUUCUAGUACUCCAUGGGAUCUAAUCUUCCUGAUAAAUCUUCUUCCACAAAACGAGGUUCCAAUCGCCGCCGGCGACUUCUGCAUCGAAGGGGAUACCACCUCCCCUCAUAUCUCCAUCGAGAAGAGAGAAUCUGACGAUGGCCAGAUCGAGCAAGUGCGGUGA
Spirodela intermedia is the source of this 557-nucleotide messenger RNA. Lineage: Eukaryota; Viridiplantae; Streptophyta; Magnoliopsida; Alismatales; Araceae. The record is from the annotation of a GenBank genome assembly.